Molecule: messenger RNA, 984 nt
Organism: Gastrolobium bilobum
Lineage: Eukaryota; Viridiplantae; Streptophyta; Magnoliopsida; Fabales; Fabaceae
Product: probable WRKY transcription factor 29
Exons: 2
Coding region: 1-984 (327 amino acids)
Biological process (GO): regulation of DNA-templated transcription
Cellular component (GO): nucleus
Molecular function (GO): DNA-binding transcription factor activity; transcription cis-regulatory region binding
Source: RefSeq, a predicted model, not a curated record
AUGGAUGAGCUUGCGUGCUUGAUGGACUGGGAUUUGGAAGCUAUUGUGAGAGGAUGCACCGGUGAAGCCUCAGCUAACACCAUGAUCGAUGAACCUCAUCCUAAUUUUUCUCUUUUUUGUUCUGAACAAGAUGAGCUACUUGGCACUUUUCCUCAAUUCUCAGAAACCACCAAGGUCCAUGAUGAAUUGGAAGAACUUUACAAACCUUUCUGUCCAGUUUUGCACCCUCUUUCCUCACAGACCAUCGUUACAAAUUCCCUACCUAUCCCCAAAGAAACCGAAGAAGUCAAAGUACUUAAAGCAUCAGAGAAAGUAGCUCUACAAGAUUUGCAAGUUCCAGCAGUAUCUAAAUGUAAAAGAAGCAAGAAGAACCAAGUGAAGAGGGUGGUGAAGCAGGUGACAGCAGCAGAUGGUGUUUGUGAUGCGUGGGCAUGGCGUAAAUAUGGACAGAAACCAAUAAAGGGUUCACCUUAUCCUCGAAGUUACUAUAGAUGCAGCAGUUCCAAAGGAUGCUUGGCGAGGAAACAAGUUGAAAGGAGCAAUUUGGAUCCAGGACUUUUUCUGGUUACCUACACAGCAGAACAUAGUCAUCCUCACCCAACUCGUAGAAACUCACUAGCAGGGAUCACUCGAAAGAACAAUUCAUCAAUAGUUGCACCUAUAAGCACUCUUGACCAAAGGACUUGUUCUUCAAAUUCCUUAACAACAAUUCACUCUCCAAGUACACCUUUGGUGGGGGCGACGUCAUCCAAUAUUGAAGAUGAGAUUGUGACAAGUGUGCAACAAAGUAAGGGCUUGAAGAAAGAGGAAGAUUUUCUUGAUUGGUUGGAUGAUGCUGAAGGUGCUCAAUUAUGUGAUGGUUGGAUUCCAAGCGCAGAGUUAGAGGAACUGAUAGGAUUUAAGUGCCAACAACUUGAAUUAGAUGGAAGCAGUUUCAUGGAUGGUUUUGUUGACACUUUGUUCCUUAAUGAUUCUAAUAAGUAG